Molecule: messenger RNA, 1359 nt
Organism: Humulus lupulus (European hop)
Lineage: Eukaryota; Viridiplantae; Streptophyta; Magnoliopsida; Rosales; Cannabaceae
Product: stemmadenine O-acetyltransferase-like
Exons: 1
Coding region: 1-1359 (452 amino acids)
Source: RefSeq, a predicted model, not a curated record
AUGAAUGUUGAAGUAACCUCUAAAGAUAUCGUCAAACCUUAUUCUCCAACCCCUGAGCACCUGCGCCGCUACCAACUCUCUUUCCUUGACCAAAUAUCACCCCAAGUCUAUAGUCCUUUCAUCUACUACUACUCACCAAACGACAUCAAUAAUGGGUCCAACGACAACAACAACAUCUUCGCUGACUUAUCCGACAAGCUCAAAAAAUCUUUGUCCAAAACCUUAACCCUUUACUACCCACUUGCCGGAAGAUUCACCAAGGACUUUUGUGUUGACUGCCAUGACGACGGAGCACCCUUCUUUGAGGCUCGAGUACUGAAGAGGCAACUCUCUGACAUUCUUAAGAACCCUGUGCUUGUUGAACUCAAUGAUCUCCUUCCAUUUCCGCUUGACGAAUACGCACAGUUACCCUUCGGCGUCCAGCUCAACAUUUUUCCUUGUGGCGGAAUCGCCAUUGGUGUCUGCAUUUCGCAUCGAAUUGCAGACGCUUUAUCUUCCCUAGAGUUUACAAAAAGCUGGAUGACCAUUUCUCGCGGUGAAGAGAAUAAGGUAGUAAGACCAACGUUUUUCUCUGCAUCGCUUUUCCCACCGAAGAAUAUUGGUCAUUUUGAUCCAACAAUGGUUCCCCCAAAGAAGAACACAAACGUAGCGAAGUUUUUUGUGUUCGAUUCUCGCAAAGUUGAGGCUCUCAGAGCCAUGUACGAGGAAAAAACAAGAGGAGAAAACCAUGCAAAACCAAAGUGGCCGCGGCGGCUUUCUCGUGUUGAGGCAUUAUCUGCUUUCUUAUAUAGUCGUUAUGUGGUGGCGACUGGCUUAGAUGUUAAAAGUAAAUUAUUUACUAUCUUUCAUCCUGUGAAUAUUCGUCCCAAAUUUGAUAAGCCAUUGCCGGAAAACUCUUUUGGGAACUACUAUCAUAAUAGCUUGACAUUCCCUUCAUCCAUUAUAAGUAGUAGUAACACUGCUACUGAGGAAGAUAAUGAAAACUAUUACGAGCUGGCUAGGGUGAUAGGAGAAGAGAUAAGAAAGAUCGACAAUAAGUUUGUGAAUGAUUUUCAAGAAGUUGAGAAAUCAGAUGAGUACUUGGAAUCGCUCAAGAUAGGUACUGAGAGAUUCGUUAGAGGAGAAGCAGCUGGGCUUGUCUUCAGUAGUUUGUGUAGGUUUCCCCUUUAUGAUGCUGACUUUGGAUAUGGAAAGCCAAUUUGGGUGAGUUCUGCUGACAGGUGUUUCGGUAACAUAUUUGGCUUUCUAGACAAUAAAAAAGGUGAAAUAGAGGCUUAUGCUUGCUUCAGUCCAGAAGAAAUGGCCAAGUUAGAAGUUGAUAAAGAGUUCCUCUCUCUUUUGUCUCGUGAGAUUGAGUGA